Messenger RNA from Zingiber officinale, 1519 nucleotides. RefSeq lists its product as uncharacterized. The record is from RefSeq and is a predicted model, not a curated record. NCBI's taxonomy places the organism in Eukaryota, Viridiplantae, Streptophyta, Magnoliopsida, Zingiberales, Zingiberaceae. The coding region runs from base 170 to 1411 and encodes 413 amino acids. The transcript is spliced from 3 exons.
GGAGCGAGUGAGGGGAACGAGUAGACCGGCCGAGGAAAGAAAAUGGGCGACCGAAGCAUGUAGGAGGCGUCGGGCUUCCUUUUCUCUUCCUACUCCAAACAGAAGGAAUCCAUUGCUAGCGCUCCUUUUUUUUUUCUUUUGCUAAUCUCUGGGUUCUAUUCGUUCCGAGAUGGAGCAGAUCGCUUCAGUCUUGGAUGGCAUCAAGGGGUUUGUUCAAACCAGCGAGCGAUUCUUCAAGGACGCGUUCCAGAGUCAAUUCGAUGCACACCGCAAGAACCCAAUAGAGAUUUUGAAGCGUUUGCAAAGGGAGACAUUUUCUGACUUGAUGAAGCUUAGGGAUAGACAGGAUAAAGUGGAACGCGUACUUUCUUCAUUUGUUUCUUCCAAAGGAAGUCCAUUCCAGGAAUCCAGCACACAAUUAAAAGGAACAAUUAAUCUGGGUGGUGCUUUACCUUUUCAGAAUGAUCAACAAGUACAUGAUUCUCUGGAUAGCUUGGGAAUAAACACUGGGAUUGAUGCAAGGUUCAUUUUUAAAACUAAUCUCAGAGAGAAAGAUGCCUUAUUAGCUGAGCUUGUAGCUCAUCAGAAGAACAGCAUGCACUUUGACAACGAGUUCACUGGCAUCUCUCUUGUACUAUCAAAAAUCAUGUACCAUGCCAGUGUGAGUGACCUGCUGUCUGUGAUCUUAGUCCCAUUUGGAGCUACUUGUAAUGAUUUUCGGUCCAAUACAGAUCAGCCACAGUUUUGGCAGGGUGAAUGCCUUAAUGGUUUAUCUUUAUCUAGGCCACCGUUGUUCAAUCUUCGUCAUGCCUAUGGUGUUGGUUUAUCUGUGAAAGCAUCAAAUUUCGCCGCAUCUUUUGGCGAGCUGAUUUCUGGUUGGAACACACAAAUGGAUCCUGCUAGUCAAACCAACAAAUUGAGUUCAUUUCUACAAAUAUCCUCUCAGUAUUUCGGAGAAACAAAACUCAGCUUGUCUGGUGUAUGGCAAAUGCCUUGUUCAUUUUCCAAGUCACUUAGGUUUGGCAGAUUGGCAUGUGGUUCUAGCUCAGUUAAAAAGGCAGUGUCAUCUCUUUCUGGAAAGCAGGUGUUAAGAAGUACCGGUGGAUCGAUAUCCAUGUUGCUGGACAUUGAUGAAAGUUCAAAAUUUGGGGGAUGGGUUGAGGUGCAGAAAUCAAGUUCGGAUCUACUUAAUUGGGCUGUCUUCUUCUCUGACGUAUUAGAGAGGGAUAUUGGAUUUGGUGUGACAGUGGGAGGAAACAGAAAAGCUCAAUCAAGUUCAGUUAUACUUGAAACUUUUCUAAAUUUUUGUGUGGACAAAAGAGCCAUUGUACAGCCAGCUCUGGUCUUAACGUUUAAUGAGAGACGUCGAGCAGCACCUGCAUUGGUUUUUCGGACUAGUUGGUCUAUGUGAUCGUCUGCAGCUAAAGCCAGCUACUACAUUCACGUUUACAGCUUAUCAAAAUCGAUAACCCUCAGUUUGUAAAAGAAUAUGAAGAACUUAAAAAUGCUCUAUUCAUAA